AUGUCAGCUUCAGCUGUGGAGGCAGUUAAUGCUGCCCCUUUGUCUGGUUCCAAAGAAAUGAGUUUGGAGGAACCAAAGAAGAUGACCAGGGAGGACUGGAGAAAGAAGAAAGAGCUAGAAGAACAGCGGAAACUGGGUAAUGCUCCUGCUGAAGUAGAUGAAGAAGGAAAAGACAUCAAUCCUCAUAUUCCUCAGUAUAUUUCCUCAGUACCGUGGUAUAUUGACCCGUCAAAAAGACCUACAUUAAAGCACCAAAGACCCCAGCCAGAGAAACAGAGGCAAUAUAGCUCAUCUGGAGAAUGGUACAAGAGGGGUGUGAAAGAGAAUUCCAUAACUACUAAGUAUCGCAAAGGUGCAUGUGAAAAUUGUGGAGCCAUGACACACAAAAAGAAAGACUGCUUUGAAAGACCUAGGCGAGUUGGAGCAAAAUUUACAGGUACUAAUAUAGCUCCAGAUGAACAUGUCCAGCCUCAGCUGACCUUUGACUAUGAUGGGAAAAGGGAUCGGUGGAAUGGCUACAAUCCAGAAGAACACAUGACGAUUGUAGAAGAAUAUGCCAAAGUUGAUCUGGCAAAACGAACACUCAAAGCCCAAAAACUGCAAGAAGAAUUAGCUUCAGGAAAAUUAGUAGAACAAGCUAAUUCCCCAAAACACCAGUGGGGAGAGGAGGAACCAAAUUCUCAGAUGGAAAAAGAACAUAAUAGUGAAGAUGAGGAUGAAGAUAAAUAUGCAGAUGAUAUUGACAUGCCAGGACAGAAUUUUGACUCUAAGAGACGAAUUACUGUGCGAAAUCUCCGGAUCAGAGAAGAUAUUGCAAAAUAUUUGCGGAAUUUAGAUCCAAAUUCUGCUUAUUAUGAUCCCAAAACUAGAGCAAUGAGAGAGAAUCCCUACGCGAAUGCAGGAAAGAAUCCAGAUGAAGUUAGUUAUGCAGGAGAUAACUUCGUCCGAUACACAGGAGAUACCAUCUCAAUGGCUCAGACACAGUUGUUUGCUUGGGAAGCCUAUGAUAAGGGAUCUGAAGUGCAUCUUCAAGCAGAUCCUUACUCAAGACAUGGGACAGUGAUCAAAGGACAGGAGCGGGCUGUCGCCUGCUCCAAGUAUGAGGAGGAUGUAAAGAUCAACAAUCACACGCAUAUCUGGGGAUCUUACUGGAAAGAAGGCCGAUGGGGAUACAAAUGUUGUCAUUCUUUUGUGAAGUAUUCUUAUUGUACUGGAGAAGCUGGGAAGGAGAUUGCCAAUUCAGAGGAAUGUAUACCAGGCGAUGCAGCUGGAGAAGAGUCCAUGAAGAAACCUCAAACUCUCAUGGAGAUGCAUCAAGAAAAACUGAAAGAGGAGAAAAAGAAGAAAAAGAAGAAGAAGCAUCGAAAGAGCAAUUCAGAUAGUGAUAGUGAAGAAAAACAUGAAAAACUGAAAAAGGCACUGAAUGCAGAAGAGGCCCGCCUUCUUCAUGUCAAGGAGAUCAUGCAAAUCGAUGAAAGGAAGCGGCCUUAUAAUAGCAUUUAUGAAACCCGGGAACCAACGGAAGAGGAAAUGGAGGCCUAUAGAAUGAAGCGUCAGAGGCCUGAUGACCCCAUGGCUUCCUUCCUUGGCCAGUAG
Molecule: messenger RNA, 1596 nt
Organism: Elephantulus edwardii (Cape elephant shrew)
Lineage: Eukaryota; Metazoa; Chordata; Mammalia; Macroscelidea; Macroscelididae
Gene: SLU7
Product: SLU7 splicing factor homolog (S. cerevisiae)
Exons: 15
Coding region: 1-1596 (531 amino acids)
Biological process (GO): mRNA splicing, via spliceosome
Cellular component (GO): spliceosomal complex
Molecular function (GO): pre-mRNA 3'-splice site binding
Source: RefSeq, a predicted model, not a curated record